AGACAAUGCUAGAAGAAUUAGACGAUGAGAACUCUGAAGAGGAAGAUGGUUAUGUCAAGGUGUCGAACGGAUUUAAACUACCAGAGAAAAUCUACAGCAAACUUUAUCCGUACCAAAAAGAAGGGAUAAUGUGGUUCUGGAGAUUAUACGAAGGGCGGAAAGGAGGAAUAUUAGGGGAUGACAUGGGAUUAGGCAAGACAAUACAGGUUAUUUCGUUCCUCGCGGGAAUGUUUGGGAGUGGGCAUGUGAAGAAUGCUCUGAUCAUUAUGCCUGUUUCCCUGCUCACCAAUUGGGAAAAGGAAUUUAAAAAAUGGUAUGAGUUACAGAGUUCAUUAUAAUUCUGCAAACUUGGUCUGACAUUGUUUCAGACCAACCCAUGUUUUGGUCGGACAUGAUCGGACACUUAAUUAUUCUCAAGAGGGACGUUGUCACAGUCAGGCCUCGAAUUUCCCUGAAAUCAAUUGACGGCAAUGACGUUAAAAGUUGCUGUAGAAUGUAACAGCUGUCUACGGCAAUUUUGACAGUUUCCACGGCAUUUUUCAAAUUACUGUAAUAAAACUUUAUUUUUAUUGUUACUUUGGAUUUAUGACAAGCUAGAAACAUGUCUACGUAUUUCUUUAGUUGUUUUUUUUUUUCGAAGAAAACUGAGACUAAAAUAAUGAUUUACGCAUGAUUUGAUCAACAUCUGAAUUCAAGUAUCAAAAUAAUAAUGCACAGUGAAUAGUAUAACAAUUGCACUAUACGGCAAAAAAUUGCCGUCGUUGUCGCAAUGAUCCACGGCAUUUUGUUCUCCCUCUACAGCAAUUGCCGCGAUAAAAUUCGAGCCCUGGUAUAUAUAAUAUAAAAUAUUUCACUUAAUACACGAGAUGACAUUGUUAUUGAAAUGUGUGGAUCGGGAAGUCAGAUUCUGUGAUUGUCUAGCGGACGGAAUCUUUGUUUGCAUGUGUUAAAGAUUAAUUACAGAUUUUGUUAAAAAGGUUUCCAACAAUAAAGGAUGAGAAAUAUUCAAAUUGAUGAGACAAAACGGUUGGCCAUAAUGUCCGUGCAGAGUAAUCAGUAGACGGCCAUAUCAGCAUAUUGCUCGGCUAAUGGCCGGUGGCCAACCGUUGUCAUGAUCCCUGAUGAGUUAGGUUAUAUCUUGUGUUGGGUAAUUCUUGCCAGGUUAUUCCUUGCCAGGAUGUUUGGAACACUGCUGAUCAUACACUUUACUACUAUUUUUAUGAAUCCUUUAAAUUAAUGAUUAACUCAUUAAGUUGCACUGUGCCCUACUUUAUUAUUUUACUCUGUCUAAUGCCAAAUUAUUGUACUCCAUCUAAUGACAGACAAUUUUACUCAUCAAGGGGAGGAGCUGACACUCGAUGAUUUGAUGAAUAAUUAUAAUAUGAUAUAUUCAUUGAUGACAUAUUCAUUUUUUUGACCACUGUAGGGCUCCAGAAAUCCGAGUCCGUAACUUCCAUGGUUCGAAUAUGAAACAACGGAUAGAUAACUUGGCGAAGGUUCAGUCCAGGAAUGGAGUGUGUUUAACCACUUACGGUCUUGCAAAUACCUGUCAUAAACAGUUUAGUGAGGAUAGAUAUGGCGACACGUUCACGUGGGUAAGCUAGACAACAGACAACUUGCAUGUUGGACUAAUUUUUGAUCUAGGCAAAAAUUACAAAUGUUGCAAAAUUGCAAACUUUGGUUACGAAAUGUUGUAAAAUACGGAAAAUAUAGCAUUGGGAAGUUUACAUAUUUUGUAUAUGUUUGUAUAGACCCUUUGCACUGACGUCACAAAUCCUUAGAGUGUCCUCCAGAUGCUCCCUAACAAUAUCUGUUCGGGUACAACAACCACAUACAGCGCAAAACUGAACUAGCCAUUUUGAUACAAAAUUAUUAUAAAGUUUUACAAAAUUUUCUUUGUUUACAAAAGUUAUAUUAUGCAUAGAUUGCUAAUUUGUCCUCCAGAUGCAUCGUCACCGGCGCUGUGACGUCAUGUGCAAUGGGUCUAUUGUGUGCGGAAAAUUUGAGCCGAAAUUUUGAGCCGAAAAUGGUAACAAUUUUUUUCGCACGUACUGUAAUGCAAAUUACAUUUAUUAUACAAAAUUUGCAAACUUUGCAAGACUAUACUUUCCAAACUUUACAACAUUUCGCAACCAAAUUUUGCAAUCUCACUAAUUUCAUUAUGUUCUUUUUAGCCGUGGUGUUUCAUUCCUUUGAUUCCCUUGAUCUUUUAACUAAUACAGUAGAUUAAAAUUUAGUCUAACAUGCGAGUUGUCCAUUCAUCCUAGCUCUCAGCUGCAAGUAAGGAUAAUUAGCACACCCCAACUCACACACUUACUGACUUAUUCUCUAGGAUUACAUCAUACUUGAUGAAGGACACAAGAUCAAGAACACUGCUAACAAGACGACCAUCGCAAUUCGAGCCAUCCCAGCCAACAACCAUUUUAUUUUAACUGGAACACCGAUACAAAAUAAUUUGAGGGUAGGAUUGAUUGUUUCUUCAUUACUUCUUAGAGUUGCCGUUGGUUUCGAUCAUAACGGAGGCAGUUUUCGGCUUUCGGAAAUUUUGCCUUAUUCCGAUGGCUGCAUUUCUGAAGCUGACCACUGGAUGAUGUCCAGUAAUGCUUACUGAAACCCGCGCCAAUAUAAAAGUAUUAGAGGAGAAUUUUAAAAGAUACAUAUUUCAAAAUCUUUGUUCAUCUCUUGCAGGAAAUGUGGGCUCUCUUUGAUUUUGUCUGUGAAGGACAACUUCUUGGGACGUCAAGAUCGUUUAAACAGGAGUAUGAAAAUCCCAUUGUUCGAG
Molecule: messenger RNA, 2782 nt
Organism: Paramuricea clavata
Lineage: Eukaryota; Metazoa; Cnidaria; Anthozoa; Malacalcyonacea; Plexauridae
Source: the annotation of a GenBank genome assembly